Eptesicus fuscus (big brown bat) is the source of this 6881-nucleotide messenger RNA. Its product is annotated as rho guanine nucleotide exchange factor 5. Gene Ontology annotation, cellular component: cytoplasm; nucleus. NCBI's taxonomy places the organism in Eukaryota, Metazoa, Chordata, Mammalia, Chiroptera, Vespertilionidae. The record is from RefSeq and is a predicted model, not a curated record. Gene Ontology annotation, molecular function: guanyl-nucleotide exchange factor activity; protein binding. Bases 95 to 4882 code for a protein of 1595 amino acids. The transcript has 15 exons. Gene Ontology annotation, biological process: intracellular signal transduction; activation of GTPase activity.
CAGGGCCUGUGCUGGGGACGGCCGGCCGGCGCCUGGGACCCGGAGGGACUCUGGUGCCGGGACAGCAUGUGACACUGCCCAGGAUUCAGCCCCGAUGGAGGCUGCGGAGCCCCGGAGUGGAGCACCGGCUCCCAUUCCUGCUGUAGCAGAAUUCAGUGUUAUCCCUGAAGCUCUCAUGAGAAGCAGCCAGCCCCUUGCCGUGGGGCCCAAAGCUCAGGAAGGCCGGGACCCAUCCUAUACGUGGGCAGAGGAACGCAGACUCUGGGAGACCCAGCAGAGAGAUGUAAGAGAUGUGAAUGACCGUGCAACUGAGAGUAUGACAUCUUUCCCCAAGGAAGCCCCUUCGGAUGUGGAGACCAAGCAGGAAAACCUUAUGACUGAGGCCUGGGACACCCCAGAGUGCCAGGAGGCAGUGCCCGGGAGCCUGGCAGACAGACAGGCAAGGACACCAGCUCCUCCAGAGCACUGGGCCUGCCCUGUCCAGGGUAAACUUCUGGACAUGGCCCCACUAUGCAGCGAACUGCGCAGCAGAUUGGAGGUGGAAUUCAGGCCAGAAUUCCCUUCUUUGAUGUUGGGGACUGGACAAGCAGCAGAGAAAGAGGAAGCUUCUCCAGAUGCCUCUGCUUGGGCCAGAUGUUCAUCUUCCUGUGAAGAGCACCUUGUAGAGACCGACUUGCUGCAGGAGUCUGAAAGUGGGACUGCCAGGCAGGGCGAAGAGCUGCAGGAAAGUCCAGGGAAAGAAAGGCUUGUGUGUCCCCAGGAAGCCAAGGGUCUGGAGGUGCAGGGACAAGAAGAGAGGGAGGCUGUGUGUUCUGAGGGGCUUCUAGCGGAGCAGGAACAGAUAGGGGAGCAGGUUAAUGGUACACAGGGAGGACAGAGGCAAACACAGGGACAGAUGCAAGAUGAUAUGGUGCUUGCAAAACAAGGAGAAAGGGAGGGGCCUAAUGAGGAAUUGGGAGGUGUAAAUUGUGAUGAGUGGGAGGGAAGGACUCAGGGCCAGGAAGAUCUGGAAGUGGGUGAAGAGAGGAAGAGGGAGGUGAGGGGGCCUGAGGAGAGUAGGGUGGGUGCUCAGUACCAGGAGUAUCAAAGCUCAGCCAGGAGGUCAGUGAAUGUACCUGGAAGGCAAGAACAUCAAGGUCUGCCAGGGACACUGAUGUCGGAGGAGGAGGCAGAAGAUUGGGAUGGGGCUGCACUGGGGGGAGUGGGAGGAGAGAAGAUUGCAGAGGAGGGGGAAGAGCAUGAUGGUCUUCCCACACUGGCCCCCAAGGUUUAUUCUUCUUGUGACUUGUUCCCAGAUGCUUGUAAUGCCAGGAUUCCUGGUUCUCAGACAGAGUUGAGGGCUGAGGAGCUUUGUCCCAUAGCUCAGACUCCUACCUUGGAGCCAAUAGGAUGUUCCUGUCAGUCCAAUCCUUCACCUAGCUUCUUUCCUGCUGGGGGGUCACCUCAAGAAAUAGCUCAGGACCCCCAGCCAGAAGGUUCCCAGCUGGGGACAGGGACAGCAUCCAGUGGGAGGCCCCAGGUGGCCUCAGCCAGUGCACCUGAGACGUCUCCAAACUCACCAGAUUCAGCUCCCUCCACAUCUGCCAAAGUCUCCCCCAGCAGAGCCACCUUGCCAGCUGCCAGCCCCCCGAUUGCCAUCCCUAGGACAAAAGCCUCUCUGGCUGCAUAUUCUCCAGAAACCACCAGGGCCUCUUUCUCCACCGACAUCCCAUCUGCCUGUGGGGCUUCUGAGACUCUCCUGGCGGCCCUCCCCGGCUCCCCCUCUGCAGAGGCUACCAUGGACCCACAUGGCAGCUCCAAUGGGGCCAGUCCUCAAAGCCCCCUAGCUGACUUCUCAGGGGCCAUUCAGCACCCAUGGAGCAACUCCUUCCCGGGCUCUCACAGGACACAGCUGACUCCGGACCUGGUGGGACGAUCACUUUCCUUCUCUCAUUCAGAGUUGCCUCAGAGACCUCCCAAACCUGCCAUCCAUGUCUCUGUGAUCCCAAGAAGGGACAGGAAAAGCAGUAGGGACUGCAGCGUUAUUCCAGAAUUCCCUAGUUCAUUGUCCACUCUGGGGCAUGACUCUGGAGGUUUCACCUCUGAUCCACACAGGCCCAGCAGUCCCCACAGCAGCCAGCCAUGGGGCUCCCCACAUAAUUCAGCCUUUGCCCCAGGGUCUCCUGUAUAUGGCUCUUCACCGCCUCCUGUCUUCGUAGAUAUGAGGCUGCAUGAACCUCCACCUCCUGCUCCUCCAAAGAAGAGGCACGUCCACCCCUCUGCGGUGGAGAGAGACAGCCAUCUCAGUGCAGCGGUCCCCACGCUGAGGCACUGUAGCUACCCUCCAUUGGCCCUAAGUUCAGGGCUAUGUGGACCCCCCAAAGUUCCACUUCCUGAAAUUCCUGACCCCCAUGUGGCAAGGCAAUACCGACCUCUGCCCUCUACUCCAGACGACUCCCACCAUAGUCAGACUUCUUUCUCCCAACGGCUGAGAUACAACAAGCCAUUACCCCCAACUCCUGAUGUGUUUCAGCCCCACCAUUCUCCCGUUUCUCAUAAUAGCCCAAGGAUCUACAGGCCUCUACCCCCUCUUCCUGUCACAAAUCCCCUCACCGAACCACCACCAUUACCCCCGAAGGCCAGAGGGAGGAACAAGAGCAUUCAGGGAGCACUCACGAAUUCAGGGAGUCAAGCCAAGCCAAGGCCUGUUGGUCAAGAGUGGGCAGUAUCCAGUCCCCACUCUGGAGGACGUACCUCCUGGCCCCCAGCCAUGGGCAGAUCAACAGACUCUUUGGCUUCCACCAGUAGGAGAAAGAGUGAGAUAUCCCCUGACAUUGCUUUCAGCAACAUGACGAGCCUUCCAAGUCCCUCUUCCCCAACCACCCCCUGGACUGUGGGUCUCCAGGAACCCACCUCUGAACCAGGGCUCUCAGAAGAGUCAGAAGCCCCUGCCAAAGGAUCUUUGAGAAGAACGGACCCUCAGGAAGGAGCCAAUGGCCUGAGGAGGUCGGAUGUAGGUCGAGCAAGGCAGACUGAAAAACCCAGCCAUCCCCACCUGGAGAAGGCAUCCAGCUGGCCCCACAGGCGGGACCCAGGGAGACCACCGCAGGGCAGUGGUGGACAGGCUGCCAUCUCGGAUGAGGGCUCCACUAAGCACAAGGGCUGGCAUCGGCAAGGCCUGCGCAGACCUUCCAUCUUACCUGAAGGCUCUUCAGAUACAAGAGGCCCAGCCACAGAAAAGCCUCCUGGCCCUUCAGACACCAUUGUUUUUCGGGAGAAAAAGCCAAAGGAGGUGAUGGGAGGCUUUUCAAGACGCUGCUCAAAGCUCAUCAACUCCUCCCAGCUGCUUUACCAGGAGUACAGCGAUGUGGUUCUGAACAAGGAGAUUCAGAGCCAGCAGCGGCUGGACAGCUUGGCAGAGGCCUCUGGGCCCGCCUCCCCCCGGCAGCCCCGAAAGGUCCUGGUGUCCUCAGAGUCUUACCUGCAGCGCCUCUCCAUGGCCUCCAGGAGCUCCCUCUGGCAGGAGAUCCCUGUGGUGCGCAAUAGCACUGUGCUGCUCUCCAUGACCCAUGAAGACCAAAAACUUCAAGAGGCCAAAUUUGAGCUGAUUGUGUCAGAGGCUUCCUAUCUGCGCAGCCUGAACAUAGCUGUGGAUCACUUCCAGCAUUCAGCCCAGCUCCGGGCCAUCCUUUCCAACCAAGACCAGCAGUGGCUCUUCUCUCGUCUACAGGACGUGCGUGAUGUCAGUGCCACGUUCCUUUCAGACCUGGAGGAGAACUUUGAGAACAACAUCUUCACCUUCCACGUGUGUGAUGUAGUCCUGAACCAUGCCUCCCACUUCCGCCGGGUCUACCUGCCUUAUGUCACCAACCAGACCUACCAGGAACGCACCUUCCAAACUCUGCUGAGCACCAACAGCAGCUUCCGUGAGGUCCUAGAGAAGCUGGAGAGUGACCCUGUCUGCCAGCGCCUGUCCCUCAAGUCCUUUCUGAUCUUGCCAUUCCAGCGCAUCACCCGUCUCAAACUGCUGCUCCAGAACAUUCUGAAGAGAACACAACCUGGCUCCUCAGAGGAAGCAGAGGCCACAAAGGCGCACCAUGCCCUGGAGGAGCUGAUCCGAGACUGCAAUAACAACGUCCAGAGAAUGCGCCGGACAGAGGAGCUCAUCUACCUGAGCCAGAAGAUUGAGUUUGAAUGCAAAAUAUUCCCACUCAUUUCACAGUCACGCUGGCUGGUGAAGAGUGGUGAGCUGGCUGCCCUGGAGUCCAGUGUCUCCCCAGGGCUGCGAAGGAAACUGAACACACGUCCAGUCCACCUGCAUCUCUUCAAUGACUGUCUGUUGCUGUCUCGACCCCGAGAGUCAGUGAUUGGAAUGGGAGGCCAGAGCACAAGAGGAAAAUGGGAGAGGGGUGGCCGAUUCCUGGUGUUUGACCACGCUCCCUUCUCCUCUAUUCGGGGGGAAAAGUGUGAAAUGAAGCUACAUGGACCUCAUAAAAACCUCUUCCGACUCUUCCUGCUGCACAAUACGCAGGGCACCCAGGCCGAGUUCCUCUUCAGCACGGAGACUCAAAGUGAAAAGCUUCGAUGGAUCUCUGCCUUGGCCAUGCCAAGAGAGGAGUUGGACCUUCAGGAGUGUUAUGAUUCCCCACAAGUGCAGUGCCUUCGAGCCUACAAACCCCGAGAAAAUGAUGAGUUGGCUUUGGAGAAGGCAGACGUGGUGAUGGUGACUCAACAAAGCAGUGAUGGCUGGCUGGAGGGCAUGAGACUCUCAGAUGGGGAGCGAGGCUGGUUUCCUGUGCAGCAGGUGGAGUUCAUUUCCAACCCAGAGGUUCGUGCACGGAACCUGAAGGAAGCCCAGCGAGUCAAGACGGCCAAACUACAGUUGGUAGAACAACAGACCUAGCUAUUCUCUGGAAGGACUUCCCUGAGCUUAAGGACAAGUUGUUCUUGGAGAGGGCUGGCCCUACAACCCUGCAACAGAGGUCUUCUGUGGACCAAGAACUAGACCUUCCGAGAGCCCAAGAACAAAUUCCAUCUACCAGUCGCUAGACACCCCGCUGCCCCCCGCCCCUCCACCGCCUCCAUUUUUGUGCUUUGAGCUUGGUUGGGAAUUCUGAGGUACUUUGCACCAGACUCUGGAAACAUGUUCUCAUAGGAAAAGGAUCCAGUGGGGCCUACACGAAGGAACUAUACUUCUUCUACCAUUUAGUACUUAAGCAUUCUCUUCCAGAGUGCAGAUUCAGAGCUGGCCAGAGUAUCCAUCGUGGCUAUGGUAAACAGAAUCUGACUGCAGUCCACUAAAGGGAGAUGUUAAAGAGGGAUUAACAUGUCAGCUGGGAGGGUCAACCUGGUGACCACUAAGGUAUCUUCCAACCUAAUGAUUUUCCAUGAUUGUUGGUAUGAGGUAGUGCAUGCUCAACUCUGGGUCUACUGGUGGCAAUGUGAGGGGGAUUCUCUCUCACUCUAAUAAACUUGGCACUACUCGAGCUUUUUCUCCUCAGACUCUGGAGCACUGAGUAGGGUUCCAGGAGGCUUCCAGGCUAUUUGACUUCGGUGUCAUGAAAGACCAAGAUGGUACCUAGGCCAUGGUGUCUGUUAACUCUUGCCUUAUGACUCCUGAGAAUUUAGGCAUUUUCUCUACUUAUAGCCUGAGAAGGAAUUGAUGGGUGAUGAAAACCCUAUUCAUACUUUCCUUUUUUCCUGAACCUUAAGGUAUAGGCUGGUUGGGUGAAUUUGGAAAUCCUACUCAGGCCAUUAAUGAGUUUAUAUUUUGACUUGAAUUAUCUUGAAGGUAUCUUCCCAGUUGUUCCAUCCUGUUUGUGAAAAGCAGUACAGUGUAAUGGAAAGUGUCAUAGGACCCAAGGCAAGAGACCCUUGCUCCAGUUACCACACUGCCAUGAUCCAGCCUAUCCAUGUCUCAGUCUCCUUAAAUGUAAAAUACAAGUUUGGAUCAAGUAACUCUAAAGUCCCAUCCAACUCUACAAUCUAUGAUUGUCUAGCUCUGAUCAGAUCGCCUUUCUCAGCUGAAGAGCAUCAUACUUUACAUUUUUUUCUCAUAUAGAGCCCUCACAUAGCAACAGAAUAGCCAUAUUUUAAAAAAUAUAUACAUAUUUUUGUUGAUUUCAGAGAUGAAGGGAGAGGGACAGAGAGAUAGAAACGUCGGUGAUGUGAGAGAAUCAUUGAUUGGCUGCCUCCUACACAUCCUCCAGGGGGGAUCAAGCCAUAACCUGGGCAUGUGCUCUGACCAGGAAUCAAAACAUGACCUCCUGGUUCGUAGGUCGACACUCAACCAUUGAGCCAUGCUGGCCGGACGACAUAGCCAUCUUUUAAGCUGUGUCAUUAUACUCCUUCCUUGACAGUGUACUCCUCUGCCUUAUCUUUGGGAGGGCUCAAAAGUAAAACUGCAUUGCAGCUUUGUACAAAGGUAAGAAUACUACUACAGACUCUUGUCCUAUACCCAGGGAUUGAUGAUAUGACAUGAUGCUAUCACUUCUGAUAACACAUUUUGUUUUGAGUUCAUCUAAAAAUGUAAGUUAGCUUGCUUAAUUGUUAGAAAAGUAAUCCCUAUCCUAAUUAAGAUUGGGCUAAUAGUAAUUUAUCCUAACAGGUUGACACGACCAAACAAUCUAAAAUGGGAGGGCUUUAGAAAAGUUCUAUUGAAGUUUCUCACUAUUUUCAUAAAGCCAACUUUUUAUUAAUAUAUGACAUAUUAAUAUGUAUAUAUUACAACUAAGCUAACAACUGGUUUUUCUUAACAGCAAUAACAAUAAUUAUAACCCAAAUUAUUUGUUCAAACCAGUAUUUGAAUACUGGCCAUAUGACUCAAACAGAACCAUAUCCAACCUUAUAUUUUCCAGGAAAAUUUUCCCAGAGAGGUGAAAUAUUAACUUCUGAAUGAUGUA